Molecule: messenger RNA, 1443 nt
Organism: Pipistrellus nathusii (Nathusius's pipistrelle)
Lineage: Eukaryota; Metazoa; Chordata; Mammalia; Chiroptera; Vespertilionidae
Source: the annotation of a GenBank genome assembly
AUGUGCUCCGCGGCGCUGGCCCUCCUGCCGCCCCUGUGGCUCUGCUGGGCGCUGGGGGCGCGCGGCUCCGAGCCCCUCAGCGUGAACGACCCCGGGAACAUGUCCUUCGUGAAGGAGACGGUGGACAAGCUGCUCAAGGGCUACGACAUCCGCCUGAGACCCGACUUCGGCGGGCCCCCGGUCUGCGUGGGGAUGAACAUCGACAUCGCCAGCAUCGACAUGGUGUCCGAAGUCAACAUGGACUACACGCUGACCAUGUACUUCCAGCAGUACUGGAGGGACAAGAGGCUCGCCUACUCCGGCAUCCCGCUCAACCUCACGCUGGACAACCGCGUGGCCGACCAGCUGUGGGUGCCCGACACCUACUUCCUCAACGACAAGAAGUCCUUCGUGCACGGCGUGACCGUGAAGAACCGCAUGAUCCGCCUGCACCCCGACGGCACCGUGCUGUACGGGCUCAGAAUCACCACGACCGCGGCGUGCAUGAUGGACCUGAGGCGGUACCCCCUGGACGAGCAGAACUGCACCCUGGAGAUUGAAAGCUACGGCUACACCACGGACGACAUUGAGUUCUACUGGCGCGGCGGCGACUUCGCCGUGACCGGCGUGGAGCGCAUCGAGCUGCCGCAGUUCUCCAUCGUGGAGCACCGGCUGGUCUCCCGGAACGUGGUCUUCGCCACGGGCGCCUACCCCCGGCUGUCCCUGAGCUUCCGGCUGAAGAGGAACAUCGGCUACUUCAUCCUGCAGACCUACAUGCCCUCCAUCCUCAUCACCAUCCUCUCGUGGGUAUCCUUCUGGAUCAACUACGACGCCUCCGCCGCCCGAGUGGCCCUGGGCAUCACCACCGUCCUCACCAUGACCACCAUCAACACGCACCUCCGCGAGACGCUGCCCAAGAUCCCCUACGUCAAAGCCAUCGACAUGUACCUCAUGGGCUGCUUCGUCUUCGUGUUCCUGGCCCUGCUGGAGUACGCCUUCGUCAACUACAUCUUCUUCGGCCGCGGCCCGCAGAGGCAGAAGAAGCUGGCCGAGCGGACGGCCAAGGCCAAGCACGACCGGGCGAGGAGCGAGGGCAACCGGGUGGACGCCCACGGCAACAUCCUGCUCUCGGCGCUGGAGGUGCACAACGAGAUGAACGAGGUGGCGGGCGGCCUUGGCGUCGGCGGGGACGCCCGGAACUCCGCGGCCGCCCUGUCCUUCGACAGCUCAGGGAUCCAGUACCGCAAGCAGAGCGCGCCCCGGGGCGCGGAGGGGCCCGGCCGGCACCUGGGGGACCGCGGCCUCCCCCACAAGAAGGCCCACCUGCGCCGCCGCUCCUCCCAGCUCAAGAUCAAGAUCCCCGACCUGACCGACGUGAACGCCAUCGACCGGUGGUCCCGCAUCGUCUUCCCCUUCACCUUCUCGCUCUUCAACCUGGUCUACUGGCUCUACUACGUCAACUGA